This is a messenger RNA of Microthlaspi erraticum, 753 nucleotides long. Lineage: Eukaryota; Viridiplantae; Streptophyta; Magnoliopsida; Brassicales; Brassicaceae. The record is from the annotation of a GenBank genome assembly.
AUGGCGAGAUAUGAUCGAGCAAUCACAGUGUUUUCCCCCGACGGUCACCUUUUCCAGGUAGAGUAUGCCCUUGAAGCUGUCCGGAAGGGUAACGCCGCCGUCGGAGUCCGCGGUGCCGAUACUGUCGUCCUCGCCGUCGAGAAGAAAUCCACCCCUAAGCUCCAGGAUUCCAGAUCAGCCAGAAAGAUUGUGAGCCUUGACAAUCACAUUGCAUUGGCCUGUGCUGGGCUGAAGGCAGAUGCUCGAGUCCUGAUAAACAAAGCGAGGAUAGAGUGUCAAAGCCACAGGCUUACGUUGGAGGACCCUGUGACUGUUGAGUACAUCACGCGGUACAUAGCAGGGCUUCAACAGAAGUAUACUCAGAGUGGUGGUGUGAGGCCUUUUGGUCUUUCCACUCUUAUUGUUGGUUUUGACCCCUACACUCGUAUACCAUAUCUUUAUCAGACUGAUCCAUCUGGUACUUUCUCUGCUUGGAAAGCUAAUGCCACCGGAAGAAACUCUAACUCAAUUAGGGAGUUUCUGGAGAAGAAUUAUAAAGAAAGCUCUGGCCCAGAAACUGUGAAGCUUGCUAUCCGUGCUCUGCUCGAGGUAGUUGAGAGCGGAGGAAAGAACAUUGAGGUUGCUGUAAUGACACGUGAGGAAGGUGGUCUGAGGCAGCUAGAGGAAGCUGAAAUCGAUGCUAUUGUGGCUGAAAUCGAAGCAGAGAAAGCUGCUGCAGAAGCGGCCAAGAAAGGCCCUUCAAAGGAAACAUGA